Molecule: messenger RNA, 2822 nt
Organism: Nannospalax galili (Upper Galilee mountains blind mole rat)
Lineage: Eukaryota; Metazoa; Chordata; Mammalia; Rodentia; Spalacidae
Gene: Kcnc3
Product: potassium voltage-gated channel subfamily C member 3
Exons: 4
Coding region: 1-2292 (763 amino acids)
Biological process (GO): potassium ion transmembrane transport; protein homooligomerization
Cellular component (GO): axon; dendrite membrane; voltage-gated potassium channel complex
Molecular function (GO): protein binding; delayed rectifier potassium channel activity
Source: RefSeq, a predicted model, not a curated record
AUGCUGAGUUCAGUGUGCGUGUUGUCCUUCCGCGGGCGCCAGGGGGCCGGCAAGCAGCAUCAGCAGCCGCCGCCGGCGCCACAGCCACCAGAGUCCCCGCCGCCGUCCCCGCAGCGUGCGCAGCCCGACACCGCUGCGUCCCCGGCGGGUCCCCCGCUUCCUCGCGGGCCCGGGGGCCGUUGCGCCGAGCCAUGCCCCGGGCUGCCGGCGGUGGCCAUGGGGCGGCACGGCGGCGGCGGUGGCGACAGUGGUAAGAUCGUGAUUAACGUGGGCGGCGUGCGCCAUGAGACGUACCGCUCCACGCUGCGCACACUGCCCGGGACGCGGCUGGCCGGGCUGACCGAACCCGAGGCUGCCGCGCGCUUCGACUACGACCCGGGCGCCGACGAGUUCUUCUUCGACCGCCACCCGGGCGUCUUCGCCUACGUGCUCAACUACUACCGCACCGGGAAGCUGCACUGCCCGGCGGACGUGUGCGGGCCGCUCUUCGAGGAGGAGCUGGGCUUCUGGGGCAUCGACGAGACGGACGUGGAGGCCUGCUGCUGGAUGACCUACCGGCAGCACCGCGACGCGGAAGAGGCGCUCGACUCCUUCGAGGCCCCGGACUCCUCGGGCUCCGCCAACGCCGCCAACGCCGGGGGCGCCCACGACGCGGGCCUGGACGACGAGGCGGGCGCGGGCGGUGGCCUGGACGGGGCGGGCGGCGAGCUCAAGCGCCUGUGUUUCCAGGACGCGGGUGGCGCCGGGGGACCCCCCGGGGGCGCGGGCGGCGCGGGCGGCACAUGGUGGCGCCGCUGGCAACCCCGCGUGUGGGCGCUUUUCGAGGACCCCUACUCGUCACGGGCCGCCAGGUAUGUGGCCUUCGCCUCCCUGUUCUUCAUCCUCAUCUCCAUCACCACCUUCUGCCUGGAGACACAUGAGGGUUUCAUCCACAUCAGCAACAAGACAGUGACACAGGCCUCUCCGAUCCCUGGGGCACCCCCAGAGAACAUCACCAAUGUGGAGGUGGAGACCGAGCCCUUCCUGACCUACGUGGAGGGCGUGUGUGUGGUCUGGUUCACCUUCGAGUUCCUCAUGCGCAUCACUUUCUGCCCGGAUAAGGUGGAGUUCCUUAAGAGCAGCUUAAACAUCAUCGACUGUGUGGCUAUCUUGCCCUUCUAUCUGGAGGUAGGCCUGUCGGGGCUCAGCUCCAAGGCAGCCAAGGAUGUGCUGGGUUUCCUGCGUGUCGUCCGUUUCGUCCGCAUCCUGCGCAUCUUCAAGUUGACCCGUCAUUUCGUGGGGCUGCGAGUACUGGGCCACACGCUCCGGGCCAGCACCAACGAAUUCUUGUUACUUAUUAUCUUCCUGGCCCUGGGGGUCCUGAUCUUUGCCACCAUGAUUUAUUACGCAGAGCGCAUCGGGGCUGACCCUGAUGACAUCCUGGGUUCCAACCACACCUAUUUCAAAAACAUCCCCAUCGGCUUCUGGUGGGCUGUAGUCACCAUGACGACCCUGGGCUAUGGAGACAUGUAUCCCAAGACUUGGUCUGGGAUGCUGGUUGGGGCACUGUGUGCCCUGGCUGGCGUGCUGACCAUUGCUAUGCCCGUGCCUGUCAUCGUCAACAACUUUGGCAUGUACUAUUCACUGGCAAUGGCCAAGCAGAAGUUGCCCAAGAAGAAGAACAAACACAUCCCGAGGCCCCCACAGCCUGGCUCACCCAACUACUGCAAGCCUGAUCCCCCACCCCCGCCCCCACCACACCCCCACCAUGGCAGUGGUGGCAUCAGCCCACCACCGCCCAUCACACCACCCUCUAUGGGGGUGACUGUGGCUGGGGCCUACCCGCCAGGACCCCACACGCACCCCGGGCUGCUCAGGGGAGGUGCUGGGGGACUGGGCAUCAUGGGGUUGCCUCCUCUGCCUGCCCCAGGCGAGCCUUGCCCCCUGGCUCAGGAAGAGGUGAUUGAAAACAACAGAGCAGCUGACCCCCGUCCCAACGGGGACCCAGCAGCAGCCGCACUAGCCCAUGAGGACUGCCCGGCCAUUGACCAGCCAGCUGUGUCUCCAGAGGACAAGAGCCCCAUCACACCAGGAAGCCGGGGUCGUUACAGCCGGGACCGAGCCUGCUUCCUCGUCACUGACUAUGCCCCUUCCCCUGAUGGCUCCAUCCGGAAAGGUUACGAGAAGUCUCGGAGCCUGAGCAGCAUCGCGGGCCUGAGCGGGGUGUCCCUGCGCCUGGCGCCCCUUGCCACCCCCCCUGGCUCGCCCCGGGCCACCCGCCGAGCUCCCCCCACCCUGCCCUCUAUCCUUUAGCGCUCCCCUCCCCCCUGUGGGGGGACUCGGGGGUGAUGGGACGGUGAAAAGGAGCUGGGGUGGGGGUGGGGGAAAGGGUUCUUUUUCUAAAAAACAAAGUCAAAAAGUCAUUACUAAUAUGCAAAAGAGAUGGCGACGCCAGCAGACACCCCUGGACCCCUCACCCCCCCACGGGCCCCCAUGAUAAAGGGGGAGGGGCCAGAGCCUGCCCCCCCAAACUUCCUCCCCCUUCAAAACAAAACAAAACAAAACAAACAAACAAAAAAAAACCUCAGGUCUCCGUGAGCCAUAGGACACCCCUAUCCAUCGACUCCUGUAAAUAAUGCCACUUAAUGCCAAUUCCAUCUUGGGGCACCCCCACCCCCCAGUUUGCAUGCCUCCUCGGACCCCCUCCUCAGCAAUAAGUGCUGCUCGCAGAGUUGGAGGGGAGGAUGCUAGGAGCUUCAGGGUUCAGGACUGACCAUUUAGGGGGUCUCCUAGUUUCCUGAUCACUCUCAGGUGGGCGACCCCACCCAUCAGUAAUUGAUUCA